AUACCCAAAAUGGCUCUCUUGGUGCAACCUAACCCCGACAUGCAAAUCAGCAUCAGAAAAGAACUGAAUGAAGACCCCAAUACUAGAGACAGUGAUUUGCAACAUAUCAAAGAAUGGCUUUCCAAACAACCCCAUUUGCCAAAUACGUGGGAUGAUCAACGUAUUAUGACCUUCUUGCGAGGUUGCAAGUUUUCCUUGGAGAAAACAAAACAAAAGCUGGACAUGUACUUCACCAUGCGUACAGCUUGCCCGGAAUUUUUCUCCAACAGGGACAUCAUGAGGCCUGAGUUACAAGCUUUGAGAAAUUUGGGGAGCCUACCCCCUCUGCCAGGGCUAACCCCGAACGGCAGAAGGGUCAUUCUUAUGCGUGGUAAAGACAAAGACGUUGAAACUCCGAAUCUAGCAGAUGUAAUGAAAGUCUGCCUCAUGAUUGGUGAUAUACGUUUAGCUGAAGAAGAAGUUGGUGUUGCUGGUGAUAUUUACAUCCUUGAUGCUACCGUUGCAACUGCACAACAUUUCUCCAAAAUAUCCCCUGCUAUAGUCAAGAAGUUCUUGGUUUGUGUCCAGGAGGCCUACCCUGUUAAACUAAAAGAAGUCCAUGUAAUCAACGUUUCUUCUUUUGUGGACACCAUCAUUAACUGGGUGAAACCUUUCUUGAAGGAAAAAAUUAGGGAAAGAAUUCAUGUUCAUUCUUCAAUGGAAUCCCUUUACAACCAUGUUCCUAAAGAUAUCCUUCCAGAGGAAUAUGGAGGUGAUGCUGGAAAGAUCGAGGAUAUUCACGAGGCAUGGAUUAAAAAAUUGGAAGAGUACACCCCAUGGUUCAAAGCUCAGGAAAACUUUAAAGCCGAUGAGUCUAAGAGACCAGGGAAAUCGCUAAACUACGAAGAUCUGUUUGGUUUGGAUGGCAGCUUCAGACAACUGACGAUCGACUAG
Brassicogethes aeneus is the source of this 933-nucleotide messenger RNA. The record is from the annotation of a GenBank genome assembly. Lineage: Eukaryota; Metazoa; Arthropoda; Insecta; Coleoptera; Nitidulidae.